Molecule: messenger RNA, 1831 nt
Organism: Oncorhynchus masou masou (cherry salmon)
Lineage: Eukaryota; Metazoa; Chordata; Actinopteri; Salmoniformes; Salmonidae
Gene: gins3
Product: GINS complex subunit 3
Exons: 3
Coding region: 101-736 (211 amino acids)
Biological process (GO): mitotic DNA replication initiation
Cellular component (GO): GINS complex
Source: RefSeq, a predicted model, not a curated record
AAACCAGGGAAGCAAAGUGUAAACAGUCCCACACAGCAGAAGUUAGCUACCUCGCUAAUAACUUGGCAGAUAUCUACUUUUGAACUACUGCGAAUUUUUAAUGGAAACACAUUCGUACCUUCCCGUGCCUCCCGGGGUGGGGAUGGAAGAGAAUUUCUUAUCUCUUGAUGACAUUUUGCUUUCUCACGAGAGGCUACCCAGUCGGACAGAAUGCACAUUUCCCCGACUGGGAUUCCUGGAGAAAUCGAGUGAUUCGCGAGACAUUCAAGAGGGUACGAAGAUGGAGAUGCCUCUGUUCCUGGCAAAGGGUUUGUAUGAGAGGAAGAGGCGUGUUGUCUCAGUGGAGCUGCCUAAGGUCUACAAAGAGGGCUGGAGGACUGUGUUCAACGCAGACCCCACUGUAGUAGACCUUCACAAGAUGGGACCCUAUUACUAUGGCCUCGGCUCCCAGUUGCUGCACUUUGACAGCCCUGAGAAUCCGGAGAUUGCCCAGGCAGUACUUCAGACAUUCAUUGGUCGUUUCCGCCGGACCAUGGAUUCCUCACAGAAUGCCUACAACGAAGACACGUCAGCCCUGGUGGAGCGCUUGGAUUAUCUGGAGAGGGCACUAUUCAGGGCAGGGCAGAGCGGCCUCAACAGCUUCCAGAACUGGGAGAGGGGCCGCGCAUCUACCAUCACUGCCUCUAGCCUGGUGCUCAACUACCGCAAGAGGAAGAUCACUGAUCUGCAGCCGUGAGGGACAUCUCCAAAGAUGCAUCCCAAAUGGCACCAUAUUCUCUAUACAGUGCACUACUUGGGCCCUGGUCAAAAGUAGUGCACUAUAAAGGGAAUAUGGUUCCAUUUGGAACCCAAAGCAACAGGCCAGAAGAGAAAUGACUGAGUUGGAAGGAGAGUAGUGGAGUUGUGUGUGUCAUAAAAGAUAGAAAACUGAUUCCCACAUGAAACUUAGCGUUUUGCUUUUAUGUUAUGGUGUUAUCUUGUGUUUUAUUUUGAGAUCUUUAUACACAUUCUGUACACAAAUGUUUUUCAAAGAUUUGUAAAUAAUUCAAAAAAUAUCUGCUUUAUGUAAUGUAAGUUUGAAUUUUUAUAAAAUUAAAGCUACCGUAGUCUUUGAAUUGGAUGUCAUCCUUAAAGUAAGAAAUGUUGCCGUUUAACAGAAAUGAUUUUUUUGAAAGUAGAGUUGCCUUAUUUUGCGAAUGCAUGUGGCCAUGCAUUUCAUCAGGGAUGAUGAGGCAAAACAACUUUUAAAUGGUUGUGUAAGGAUUAACAGGACUGUAUUACCAUAUUAUCUAGCUCUGCAUGCAUAAUGAAUGUAUUACCAUAUUAUCUAGCUCUGCAUGCAUAAUGAAUGUAUUACCAUAUUAUCUAGCUCUGCAUGCAUAAUGAAUGUAACCUACCCUUUCUUCAUAAAUGUCAUUACUACAACAACAACUUAAUGAAUAUAUGCCAGAACUGAUUUACCGCACAUCUAUUUAGUCUGUUUGAAAACCAUCUACAGUACAUCAUCAUAUGCUGUCUUCAUAACCAAGUGGGAACGUGGUAUUUAUCACACGACUGGGAAAAAUCCACUGGAACGCCCCACCAACGGUUAGUUAUUUAACUAGGCAAGUCUAUUAAGAACAAAUUCUUAUUUACAAUGAUGGCCUACCAAAAGGCCUCCUAUGGGUGCUGGGUUUAAAAAUAUAGGACAAAACACCAAUCACAACAGGAAAAUAAUUACUGGUGGGAAACGAUCAUCCAUGAGCUCAGGCUUCUUCCACACGCUAAGUAAAUGACAUCUAACAGCGUUUCGUUAGUUAAAUGCAAAAACAUUUUUUAAUAAAAAGCAAUC